AUGUUUGGUGCUGGUCUCCAGGUUGUGUUGCGUAUACCUACUGACAUAUGGCCAUUACGUCCUGUGUCAGAUGUUUGGAAUCAGUCUCCAGGGAAGUACUUGAGCGUACGCACUCAAGGCCUGAUCCCUGCAUGCUGUGUUCCAAUGUUUAGAUCUACCGUGACAAAAUAUCUCAAUGAUACGGAAUACAGUCAUUGGUCAAUUAUUUCUAUCUUGGAGUACACAAAAUUGAAUGGCAAAUUAUAUGUAGAUUCCAUCAACGACCUUAAGGCUGAUAUAUAUGCAUCGUAUAAAGAAAAAUUGAAAGAAUUUAUUGAUAAACUUCGAGAGGAUCAAGAAGAACGUGGGUUUGAUACAGCUUUUCAGAUCAAUGUCGCACCUGUCUGCACAAUUAAAGCUUUGAAGAGCUACCGCACGAAUCAAGUACUUAUCAGUGAAUUAAAAGAUGAAAACAAGGAAGGAGAACCAUAUUCUGGAAUGGUACUUAGAAAAAGAAAAAACCGAGUAAAUUAUGCUGAAAGUUUAUCAGAAGUAGAGACAGACUUAGAUUACGAAGAAGAAUCAAAGGAAGCAAAAAAACGACUCAUAGUUAAUACCCAUUCUGCGGAUGAUAAAAUAAAUGAAAUUGAAUAUGAACAAAUCGACUCUGCAGAAUUCUUACAUUGUGAUUUCAACGAAACAUACAAUACUAAACAAGAACUAUAG
Messenger RNA from Acaulospora morrowiae, 705 nucleotides. The record is from the annotation of a GenBank genome assembly. Lineage: Eukaryota; Fungi; Glomeromycota; Glomeromycetes; Diversisporales; Acaulosporaceae.